CGGGACUGAGUUCUCCGGUGGCCCCUGGAGGCUCGGGGCUGCAGGCUUUGGGAGGCUGGGAGGGGAGAAAGGGAGGGGCGCUGACUGGGCAGUCCAAAGAGGAGGGGGCCUUUAAUAGGCUCGCCCAGCGCCUGGUUUGCGGCGCCGCGAGAGGCUGCGGCUCGAAGAAGCGGCCCGGCACCUCCCUCUAGUUCUCGGCUGCAAAUCUCCGUCCUUGCACUUGACAGCGAUUGUACUUAAGCUCCCAGAGCGCGCUUUGCUGUGGAAAGGCACAGGUAGGAGGCGCGGGCUGCUCGGUGCACGCUCACUCCUCUGGGAGGAGUUUCUCUCCCUUUGCUCUGCUUUCCGGGAGCUACUGACUGCCCCGGAGCGUUGGUGGUUCCCCUGUGCCGGCUGCAAGGAGACUCGCCGGCGGGGGAGCGGGGCCGAGCCCUUCGGAGAGCGCGGCCGUGCGCUGCCCGGCGCCAUGCUUCUGCUGGUUAUCCUAACCCUGGCUCUCGCCGGGGUACCCGCAGGCGGGUCAGAGCCAGACCAGGAGGUGGUGGUCCCCAUCCGACUGGACCCGGACAUCAACGGCCGCCACUACUACCGGAGGGGUCCCGAGGACUCAGGGGAUCAGGGACUUAUUUUUCAGAUCACAGCAUUUCAGGAGGACUUUUACCUACACCUGACUCUGGAUGCUCAGUUCCUGGCGCCCGCCUUCGCCACAGAGCAUCUGGGCGUCCACCUCCCGGCACUCACCGGGAGCGCUCCAGACUUGCGACGUUGCUUCUACUCUGGGGACGUGAACGCCGAGCCAGAUUCCUUCGCCGCUAUGAGCCUGUGCGGGGGUCUACGCGGAGCUUUUGGGUACAGAGGCGCCGAGUAUGUCAUUAGUCCGCUCCCCAACGCCAGCGCGCAGGCGGCACAGCGCAACAGCCAGGGCGCACACCUCCUCCAGCGCCGGGGCGCCCCCGGCGGGCCCCCCGGAGAUCCCACCUCUCGAUGCGGGGUGGCCUCAGGCUGGAACCCUGCCAUUCUGCGGGCGCUGGACCCUUACAAGCCGCGGGAGGCCGGCUUAGGAGAGAGUCGCAGUCGGCGGAGGUCCGGGCGCGCCAAGCGCUUCGUGUCUAUCCCGCGUUACGUGGAGACUCUGGUGGUGGCGGACGAGUCAAUGGUCAAGUUCCACGGCGCGGACUUGGAGCAUUAUCUGCUAACGCUGCUGGCCACGGCGGCACGACUCUACCGCCAUCCUAGCAUCCUCAACCCCAUCAACAUCGUCGUGGUCAAGGUGCUGCUUCUUGGAGACCGCGACACAGGGCCCAAGGUCACGGGCAACGCUGCCAUGACGCUGCGCAACUUCUGUGCCUGGCAGAAAAAGCUGAAUAAAGUGAGUGACAAACACCCAGAGUACUGGGACACGGCCAUCCUCUUCACCAGGCAGGCGGCUAGAGGGCGAUCCAGAAAGUGGGGAGGCUGUGUUGGAAGGACCAACAUGCAGGACCUGUGUGGGGCCACCACCUGUGAUACGUUGGGCAUGGCUGAUGUGGGCACUAUGUGUGACCCCAAGAGAAGUUGUUCCGUGAUCGAGGAUGAUGGGCUUCCAUCAGCCUUCACCACUGCCCAUGAGCUGGGCCAUGUGUUCAACAUGCCCCAUGACAAUGUGAAAGUGUGCGAGGAGGUGUUUGGGAAACUCCGAGCCAACCACAUGAUGUCCCCAACACUCAUCCAGAUCGACCGUGCCAACCCCUGGUCUGCCUGCAGCGCUGCCAUCAUCACUGACUUCCUGGACAGUGGGCAUGGCGACUGCCUCCUGGACCCACCCAGCAAGCCCAUCUCCCUGCCUGAGGACCUGCCUGGUACCAGCUACACCCUGAGCCAGCAGUGUGAGCUGGCCUUUGGCGUGGGCUCAAAGCCCUGUCCCUACAUGCAGUACUGCACCAAGCUGUGGUGCACCGGCAAGGCGAAGGGGCAUAUGGUGUGCCAGACCCGCCACUUCCCCUGGGCAGAUGGCACCAGCUGUGGCGAGGGCAAGUUCUGCCUCAAGGGGACCUGUGUGGAGAGACAUAACCUCAACAAGUACAAGGUGGACGGCUCCUGGGCCAAGUGGGAGCCCUAUGGAACCUGCUCACGCACCUGCGGGGGGGGCGUGCAGCUGGCCCAGAGGCAGUGCAGCAACCCUACCCCUGCCAAUGGGGGCAAGUACUGUGAGGGAGUGAGAGUGAAAUACCGAUCCUGCAACCUGGAGCCCUGCCCCAGCUCAGCUUCCAGCAAGAGCUUCCGGGAGGAGCAGUGUGAGGCUUUCAACGGCUAUAACCACAGCACCAACCGGCUUACCCUUGCCGUGGCAUGGGUGCCCAAGUACUCUGGCGUUUCUCCUCGGGACAAGUGCAAGCUCAUCUGCCGAGCCAAUGGCACUGGCUACUUCUAUGUGUUGGCGCCGAAGGUGGUGGAUGGUACACCGUGUACUCCUGACUCCACCUCGGUCUGUGUCCAAGGCAAGUGCAUCAAGGCUGGCUGUGACGGGAACCUGGGCUCCAAGAAGAAAUUCGACAAGUGUGGGGUGUGUGGGGGCGACAAUAAGAGCUGUAAGAAGGUGACAGGCCUCUUCACCAAGCCCAUGCACGGCUACAAUUUUGUGGUGGCCAUCCCUGCGGGUGCCUCGAGCAUUGACAUCCGCCAGCGUGGCUACAAGGGGCUGGUUGGAGAUGACAACUACCUGGCCCUGAAGAACAGCCAAGGCAAGUACCUGCUCAAUGGGCACUUCGUGGUGUCGGCCGUGGAGCGGGACCUGGUGGUAAAGGGCAGCCUACUGCGCUACAGUGGCACGGGGACGGCGGUGGAGAGCCUGCAGGCCUCCCGGCCCAUCCUGGAGCCCCUGACUGUGGAGGUCCUCUCCGUGGGCAAGAUGACACCACCCCGGGUCCGCUAUUCCUUCUACCUUCCCAAAGAGCCUUGGGAGGACAAGGCCUCCCACGCCAAGGACCCCCGUGGCUCCUCGGUGCACCACAACAGUGUCCUCAGCCUCUCCAAUCAAGUGGAACAGCAGGACGACAGGCCCCUGGCGCGCUGGGUGGCAGGCAGCUGGGGGCCUUGCUCUGUGAGCUGUGGCAGUGGCCUGCAGAAGAGGGUGGUCGACUGUCGUGGGCCCCCAGGGCCACGCUCCACGUCUGCCUGUGAUGCAGCCCAUCGGCCAGUGGAGAUGAGAGCCUGUGGGGAACCCUGCCCAACCUGGGAGCUCGGCGCCUGGUCGCCCUGCUCCAAGAGCUGUGGCCGGGGAUUUAAGAGGCGUCCACUCAAGUGUUUGGGCCCUGGAGGGCGGCUGCUGGCCCGGGACCAGUGCAACCUGCGCCGGAAGCCCCAGGAGCUGGACUUCUGUGUCUUGAGGCCAUGCUGAAUGGGACUGUCCUUUUCUCCUCCUCACUCUCCGCCCCAUUGGUGCUGCCAGGGCUCUGGCCAGCUGGAGCCAUGGGCAGAGGGCGGUGGCCGGGUGUCAAGGCCAUAACGUCACUCACUUCCAGGGACAAGGACCAUGGGCAGGGCUAAGAGGUCCCUUCCUCCUCCCUGGCCUGGGCGGGGGAAGCCAAGUGACUAACGCACAGUCUACCUCACGCCCGGCUCCUCCAGGGCCCAGUCUGGGAGAGGCUGAGAGGUGCGGGCACUGGGCAGAGGCUCUGGGGCCCAGUUUCCGAGGGACCUGGAGGAUGGGCACCUCCCAGGCAGAACUUCAGGGACCUUGGCCCCCGUAAGGGAGGCCACAGGCUGCUGGAAGAGCCAUGGCCCAGCAGCUUGGCACCCUCAGGUGGCCCCGGGGGCUCUAAGCCGUUUCUGAACAAGGCAGGUUUCUAUGGUGCUGUCAGCCCGCCUUUCCUUUCUGACUGACCAGGACUGAAUAAUGAAAAAAACAAUGACUGGUGUGGGCAGAAACUGGUAGGAGAGUGGGGUGAGGAAUAACAAAUCUGGGAAGAGGUUUAUGUGUAGGGGGAGUCCGGAGCUUUCUCAUCUUCCUUCUACUCCUGACCCUCCGUCAAGAGCUGCCUCUUCUUCCUGUGUUGUCCAGGACAUUAGGCUGGGUGGAGGGCUUCCAAGUACGUGCUCGCUGAGGCUUUGCAAAUAGGUACAGGAAGUCAAUAAGGAGUCUAUUGCCUUCUUCAGGAAGGACUGGACCAUUGAAAAAAGAUGGAAGGGAUGAUGGAUUCUGUGGUGAAACAGGGAGCUUGAGCAGUGGCCUAGAAUGUUCUUUGUCACUGGGACUGGGCUUGAGGUUUGGGGCAAUGUCACCCUGGGAUGGGGAGGAGUCCUCAGUUUCAAUGACUCCUUCCUCCAGAGAGGUAGGUAUAAAUAGGGCUGCUGCCUUGGGCUCUGUGUUGCCUCAGAGAACCUUCAGAGUGGCCACUAAGAGGGACGUGGGAGAUGCCCAGGAGGGUUAGGUGCUGAACAUCCAUAUGCCUGGAGGUGGGUCCUUCAUCUGGACAGCUACAUGUGGUCUGGCUUUGGGCACAUCACAUGGCAUUGCAGUUGGAUAAUGGGGUUCACUGUUUGCUACCUCAGGCUAUGCUUUUGGGUACACACACCUGUCCCUUUCGUGGGGCAGUGGUGACUCUGGUGCUUCCAGUGGACCUGGCUGUUGUCCUCUGCAGACUGAGCUGCCCAGACACAAAGAUAAGCGUGUGGUACAUGGCUUCCUUCCCCCAGAGCCUGGCCACCCACUAGGGCUCCAAAAAUGAAAGCAGGAUCUCAGGUGCCUUGGGGACAGGCUUCAGGAGACACAACAAUCAAUGACCUAAAAAAAAAAAGAAAGAAAGUAAGAAAGAAAGAAAAUCAAUGACCUGACCCAGAGGUACUUGGCAGCCACCAACGGGAACUCCUGUCUAUCCUAGAGACGUGUUGGGGCUGUAGAAACCAGGGUGUUUCCUGGCGCUCCAAGUGGGAAGAUGUUCUGGGGUGAGAGAGCGUUUGGUCAAGCAGGGUAUUUCUUGAGGGUGCAGCUGCUCCCGCACGAAUGUGGGAGAUUCUGCUUCUGAGUUAGGUAAUAUGUCCUGGACUUUAGUGAGGUGAUACGGGGGCAAGUAUCUUCCCUGAGAAAGGGCCUCAGUCCUUUUAUUUGGCUUCCCCUAGUAGGCAGACUCCACAAACCAGCCAUUCAGGUAAACCUCUGGGAUGGUGCUCCAAUCCCAGCCCAGCCCUGGGCUGAGCCCUUGACCGGAACCCCCACAGCAGGGUAGAGGGCGUGUGGAUCUCUGAAGCAGAGCUGCAGCCAUUCCUGGAGAAUGAAGCAAGGAGGAAUCUUCCUCCCUGUAUAGAGAAACCGUGGGGCUGAGACCAUCAAAAGGACGCAGGGCACCAGGGCAGAUGUAGACCCCCACGAGCCGACGAUAGCACUGCUCUCCGUGCUUGGUGCACCCCUCCUCGGUGAGGAGAGGGUGGCGCGGGGGCUGUGCAGAACGGGCAGGGGAAUGGGGAGGGGGGGAAGGGUGCUGCCGUCAGUGGGGGUGACUGGUCCCUUAGCAGAGCAGCUUUAGAAAUCAUUUCGAGGAGAGACGACCUAUCUUGUUCCUGACACGAGCUGGGUCUCAAAUGCUCUUUUCUGUCAUGAAUUUUUUUUUUCAUUUAAAAAAGAAGUAUGACCAAGACAACUUGGGAGGUUUGUCUUAUCUUUGACCAUUUUGCUAAUCCAACCAUGUUCUCCAAGGCUGAGCAGAGACAAGCCUCAAGGUACAGAUUUCUGGUGAUGGAAUGAAAAGGUGGUAUCUCAUAUCUAUAGAAGACGAGGAAGAUUCUGGGGGUUCCAGAGACUUCGUCCAUGGGGUGUGGACCAGUAAGGAUCUGGGCUCAGGAGUCCCCUGCCUCCUCUGCCUUUUGUGUGCACUGAUUGGAGGAGUCCAACCUUGUGAGCCUGGCCAUGUUGGAGUAGGGGGCUGGGGUGAGCUGAAGGGCUUGGUUGUUCCCAGCCUGGGAGUUGGCUCCCGAAGGCACUAGACACUGUCACUUACAGAGCCCCCCUUUUGUGUUUGGUUCUUUCGCAUUCCACGUGCAGCAGACGGAUGGAAGGACCUAGGUCCUGGCUGGGCUGUGUAUACUGUGUAUACAUGGGAGCUGGCUGCUGCGGGGACAACAGCCUGCUCCUAAUAAAGUUGUAAGUAUUUAA
Molecule: messenger RNA, 6127 nt
Organism: Mustela erminea (ermine)
Lineage: Eukaryota; Metazoa; Chordata; Mammalia; Carnivora; Mustelidae
Gene: ADAMTS15
Product: ADAM metallopeptidase with thrombospondin type 1 motif 15
Exons: 9
Coding region: 467-3376 (969 amino acids)
Biological process (GO): extracellular matrix organization; proteolysis
Molecular function (GO): metalloendopeptidase activity; zinc ion binding
Source: RefSeq, a predicted model, not a curated record